Messenger RNA from Chrysemys picta bellii (western painted turtle), 2332 nucleotides. It is a transcript of the gene CLDN23, whose product is annotated as claudin 23. Gene Ontology annotation, molecular function: structural molecule activity. Gene Ontology annotation, biological process: bicellular tight junction assembly; cell adhesion. NCBI's taxonomy places the organism in Eukaryota, Metazoa, Chordata, Testudines, Emydidae. Gene Ontology annotation, cellular component: plasma membrane; bicellular tight junction. The record is from RefSeq and is a predicted model, not a curated record.
CUUGUUUGGCAGCCGGGCUGGGUUUCUCUGUACAUGCAGCAGUUUCGGUCAGAGCAGCCAGUUUCCUUCUGCUGGGAACAGAGCAAAGAGGAAGCCAUACGGCCGAUGCCCCCUGCGACUGGGCUGGCAAACCCAGCAGGUGAGGGCUUGCGCAGGGGCGAACAGCGCUGGGUUGUGCGGGCAGGGCAGGCGCCGGGGCCAAGCAGGAGGCAGGGCCCUGCACUGGGAAGACCACAGCAGCUGGGGGGGACGGACACGACUCUAUCUGCCUCUGAAGCAGCACUGCUCCUUCCACCGCUGUGACUGGGUUCUCCUCUCCCCAGCGCAGCCGGGCCGGUGGUUCCAUUCCCGCCUCCUCCCUGGGCCCUGCAACAUGCGGACGCCGUCGGUGAUGAUCGUGGGCCUGGUGCUGAGUCCCUGCGGCCUGCUGCUGAACCUGGUCAGCACGCUGACUCCCUGCUGGAGGCAGGUGAGCCGAAUAUCCGGCAAGCCCAUUGACGUGGUCUAUCAGCAGGGCAUCUGGGAGCUCUGCCAAGAGACCCAGAGCACCCGCCAGCGCCAGUGCGGCCUGGCUGACGAACUCGGCUACUUCCCCACGCAGCCGGUGCAGGUGGCCAAGGGGCUGAUGGUCUCCUCGCUGGUUGUGACUUUGGUGGGGCUGGUGGUGGCGGCUCUGGGGGUGCGCUGCUGGCAGGAAGAGCCCCACUACCUGCUGGCAGGCCUCUCUGGCCUGAUAUUCUUUGCCUCCGGGCUGAUGAGCCUCAUCCCUGUCUCGUGGUACAACCACUACCUCAGCGCCCUGCCUGCGCCCGCAGGCAGCACCCUGGAGGUGGGCUACAGCCUGGUGCUGGGCUACCUGGGCAGCUGCCUGGAGCUCAUCGGGGGCUUCUCCCUGGCACUCAGCCUCCACCAGGGCUGCCAGGAGUGCAGGAGAAAGAAGACAACUACCAAAUAUCCCCACCGCAGCCAGCCGGGCCCCGCCACCGUAUCUUCCAGAGACUCCAUGCCCCGUAGCCAGAAGCCGGCUCCCAAGUCCUUCAGCAACCCCAUGGAUGUGCUGGAGGGAGAAAGAAGCUUCAGCCGCUCUCUGCCCUGUGACUCAGACUUAUAGCCCGGCACGGACGCGGGCAGUGCAGCACUAGCAGAGAGGAGCCCCUGCCAGCGAGAGGCCAAGGCUGGCAGGCCAAUAGCAGCAAGGACCUCUCCCUGCCUCUGUGCAGAUGGACCCUCCUGCUGCAGUAGCUGGGGCGGAUGAGAGUUUGGGACCCAGUAGCUGGAACUGCAGCCAUUGCUGGUGGGCGCUGGACAAGAGGUGGAUAUUUCUGUGUAAGCAGAGCAAGAGUGGCAUUAUUGAUGAUUUGCACAUUACUGCCUGGCCAUGGUGACUUAGACAGUUAACAGGAGGUGGCAGAUAAAAUCUUCAAAAGCACCUAUGUGACUUAGGACCCUCCAGCUCAUUGGAAAUCAAUGGGAUUUAGGCUCCUAUCUGCCAAAAUUACUUUGGGUAAAAUUUUCAAAAUUCUCAGUGGUGGCUUGGAGCCUAAAAAGCUUUGAGGUUCUGGGCCAAGUGACUUAGGAGCCUAACGCCAUGUCCUUGGGAGAUGCAGGGUGCGCAGUACUUUUGAAUAUGCAUGUGGUUAGUUAGGAGUCUAAGUAUGGAGCUUAACUUUAGCCCCCAGCACAGGCAGUUCUUGGCCAGAGAUAUUAUCGGCCGAGUGUUCAGAAAACGACCGGGGUUAUUGGUGUCUAGUUAUUGUAUCUCUACGUAAUCAGCACCUUCUCAGCUUCAGCGUUUACAUCGGGUACGCUGCGGAUUUCUAGCAUUCAUUCACUUCUUUGCACAGAGGCAUGGAGAGCAGGGCUGGAUUUAGGGGCAGGCGAUCCAAGUGACCACCUGAGGUGUUAUGCUUGGCGGGGGGCGCCGGGCUCCAAGCGCUCUUUUAGUUGUUAGCGACAAAAGGGAAAAUAGAAUGUGUGAAGUGAAAUGUUUCAGGUAUUCUGUACGUGGGUUCAUUUUUCACCAGUCUCCUAGAAUGUUCUGGACCUUUGUAGAAUCUCGUGGAACCUUCCAGAUUUCCUCAGAACCACAUUUUCCUUGAACCUCAUAGACUGUUGUCAGCCAUGCCCCAGCCACGGGUAUAUAAGGGGCGACAUGGGCGGCACAUAUCAUGGGGGGGGGCAGGCUGUGCCUCCCCAAACAGCCCAGCAUGACCCCGCCCACGCUCUGUGCCGAGGCCUCCUCCUGCUUGCCCUUCCCCCUUGGCCCCAGCCCAGGCUGACUUCUCGUCUUCUGGAAAGCCGGGCUGGGGCAGCUGCUGCUGGCCUGUGGCCG